UGUGAUCCAAUGGAGGCAGCUGUAUUAAACCCCGCGAUCAUGACGGAGGUGGACUGCAACAGCAACACCCUGAACGCAGAGCUGGAGGUGAAGAAGCUGCAGGAGCUGGUCCGUAAACUGGAGAGGCAGAAUGAGCAGCUGCGGACCCGGGCGAGCGGCUUCUCAAGCGGCCCACAUGUGCUGUCUCUACCUCCUGGAUGCGUCGGGGGAUACUGCCUUCCCAGUCCGCCUCCAACCCUGCUAUGCCAGACGUCCUUGGGGUCAUUGGCGCUCCCACCAGACGAGCCUUUCGACUAUCUCCAUCCGCACACAGCCGGAGAUGGAGAGGCUGAUGCGGGGGAAGAGGAGGAGGAAGAUGAGGAGGUGGACGUGUCGGAGCUGUCGGUGCUGGAUGAGUUGGAGCUUUUGGAUUUGGAUUCGCUAUCAUGCUCAGAGGAGGCUGAAGAAUCAUGGUUGUAUACUUCACCAAAAGCCAUAGAGUCCCCAGAUAACUGCCUCACACCUCUGCAGUGGUGCCGGCAGGUCCUGGACAGUCCCAAAUCGGAGGUGGAGGCGGCGAGGCGAUCGCUAUCCCUGAGACUGGAACAAGUCUCCAGGUGGCGUAGCUCACUGUCCAGCCCCUCUCCCUCCUCCUCCCCCGGUCCUCCCUUGAGUCGAGUUGCUGGGGUGUCACCCAUCAGCACCUCCCCUUCAGCCAAACCCUGUACUACUCCCCAGUCGUCCGAAAGACACGCUCCAUCCUUCUCCUCCCCGCUCCACCUGAUGCUCCACCGGACGUUGAGCCCCGUGGGGAAGGAGCUCUCCCCCGUGGCCGAGAGGACUCCCACGUUCCUCUCUAACCUUGCCAAUCGCAGCCGCAGUCUCCGGCGCUCCGCCCUCAGUCCACAGUCAUCCAUGGACAGUGACCUUGGUGCUUCAGAGGCAGAGGACGACUCCAUCACUCUGGGAUACAAACUGCAAGACCUCACAGACGUCCAGGUUAUGGCCCGGCUGCAAGAAGAGAAUCUCAGAGCCCAUCGCUACUUCAGCUUCAUUAACCCCAGGAGGUGAUAUGUGUGUGUGUGUGUGUGUGUCUCUCUGGCUCUGUGUGCGUGUGUGUGUUUUGCACGCUGGUCCUCAUAUCUCGCUCCCCCAGGUCUAAGGCAGGACUACGCCAGCACGACGUCCAUCCUGGCCAACCGCCGCAGCCAGAGCUUCUCCUUCCAGCUCAGCCAGCUGAGCGCUGGCCCCGACCUGGAGGAGGAAGACGAGGAGGACGACGAAGACUACGGCCUCCUGCCCCCUCCGCAGCCACGCCUCACCCGUCUGCCUCACUCCCACACCUUCGCCAGCAUUCGAGACUGGCGAAGAAGCACCAGCUCCCUGUCCACCCCUCCUUCCACCCCAUCCACAUCCCCGUACCCUUCCGCUGGGUUCGCUUUGCAACCUCAGGCCCACACCCAGCUCCAGGGUCUGGGACUGGGCAGCCCCUGCGCAGCCGACCUGCAGGGAUUCAGACCAGGAUCAGAUAAGCUGCGGAGGAGCAUGCCUAACCUUGUCAGAGCUCCCAGCAUGCCAAGUGUGCCCAUUCCAACCAAUCCUAGUGCUUCCCCUUCUUUGCUUCGUAACAGCCAGAGCUUUGAUUCGUCCAGCGGUCUGGCUCGCCUGCAGUCCUCCAUCCCCUCCCCAGGCCAGCUGCAAAACAGAGUCCAGAGCGUGGGGAACUUUUCCUCGUUGUCACGGCAACCCCUAAAAGCCACUGCCUACGUCAGUCCCACCAUCAAAGGCUCGGCCACCAUGCCUAUUUCCACCAGCCUCCAGUCGCUAAACUGCAGCAGUGGGACUAACAGCGGGAUCCCAAUGCUCAGUAAAUCACCAGGCGGAGGGGCGAUGCCCACCUCAGCCCCGGGCACGCCUCGCAGCAGCCUGCCACGCCCCACCUCCUUCAUCGGUACACCAAGCCCCACCCCCCGCAGCAAAGCAGCCCAACCAGCACGCAGUUUACUGACACCUCCAAAGAGCUUGUCCACCUUCAGUGCCCUUCGUGACAGCACCUGGAGAGAUGGCUGCUACUGACGAAUGGAUGAACUGGUGCAGUAGUAGUACCCCGCUGGCUGGGGUAACUCACUGCACCUCAACAUCAAAGUUUUCAUCGGGGACCCUGAAUGGGUUUGACCAAAAAGUAACUGUCAAGGUGACCUUAAAUCUGAGAUCCUGCAUAGAAUAGUUCAAAUGUUAUCCAAACGGACCACAGUUGAGGGGUCUCCACAUGAACUGAUUUCUCACAUCAUCCAUUCGAUUCUAUGCAGAAUUUCUUCGGAGAAGGCGGGUUGUCUUUUUUUUUGAGGGGGGGGUUCUGGAUACGAGUGUGUGAGUUUGGUCUGUGCCAAGUUGCUCUUGUGCAAUAAACCACUGGCUGUAGGGUACCAGUAGUACUAACCUGCUAAAGAGGGCUGCCAGUUUUUAUGAAAUGAGCAUCACAAUACUAUAUUUAUUUAUAUAUUUAUUUUGAAUAAAUGUUUUGACUAAUCACGUUUUCCCUCUGGCAACAAGCGCCAACAAUGCUGCUAAAAUUUAAUCAGUCCCUGUUAGAUUGGGCACAUUUGGUCUAAUUUUUACAAGCAUUAAAGUAUGUAUGGGUGUACAAAGCUAACUAUUACAUGUGCAUACAUAUGAAUAUAUAUUGAUGCAAUAUUAUUGAAUUUUAAAUGUGAAUCUUGACCAAAAUGAAAUGUCUGAAUGUGUUUACAAAAUUGUCUCACCACGACGUCACAAAACUUUGUUGUAUAUUAACACUUUAAAAUUGUUUAACGACCUAUAAGGAUCUAUUCAUGUUGCACUUUGUAUAAAUCUCUGGAUUUCUGUUUACUAAUGAUUGCACUUCCUUUUACAUUUGACCUUCUAUAUAAAAUGUAUUGUUAAUUUGUUUUUUGAAGAUGUCACAGUUAAACACGGCAUAAUGUAG
Molecule: messenger RNA, 2944 nt
Organism: Scomber japonicus (chub mackerel)
Lineage: Eukaryota; Metazoa; Chordata; Actinopteri; Scombriformes; Scombridae
Product: SLAIN motif-containing protein 1-like
Exons: 9
Biological process (GO): cytoplasmic microtubule organization; microtubule nucleation; positive regulation of microtubule polymerization
Cellular component (GO): microtubule plus-end
Source: RefSeq, a predicted model, not a curated record